AUGCUAUCCUCUUUGAAGUAAAUGCUACUAAAACAGAAAGAAAUUCUGGUAGUGAUUCCUGCCUUCUGUUCCUAUUACCUGGUCACUCAACACCUGAUUUCAUUCGAACUCUCUGAAGGUUAGUCGAUGCAUCCGACAGUGAAGGACGGCGAAUUGGUGGUGGUGCAGAGAGGAUUCUACAGGAUUAAAUAGGGAGACAUCAUCAUAGCAAAGUCGCCUGUGAGACCCGAUUAUACGGUUUGCAAGAGAAUAAUUCAUUUGGAGGAUGAGUUGGAUCCGAAUGGGAACAAGGUGCCUAAAAACCAUGCGUGGAUUGAAGGAGACAAUGCGAAGGUGUCUUUCGAUUCUAAGUUUCAUGGUCCCAUUCCAAUCAACUUGAUUCAGGGGAGGGUGAUUUAUUGAAAUGGAGUUUGGAUGUGAGUGAGUAUAUACUUUAUCAGUCAGUAUUAUUAAAUUAAUUUACUAA
This is a messenger RNA of Paramecium tetraurelia, 466 nucleotides long. RefSeq lists its product as uncharacterized. The transcript has a single exon. Gene Ontology annotation, molecular function: serine-type endopeptidase activity. The record is from RefSeq and is a predicted model, not a curated record. NCBI's taxonomy places the organism in Eukaryota, Ciliophora, Oligohymenophorea, Peniculida, Parameciidae. Gene Ontology annotation, cellular component: mitochondrial inner membrane peptidase complex.